This is a messenger RNA of Chanos chanos (milkfish), 651 nucleotides long. RefSeq lists its product as uncharacterized. The record is from RefSeq and is a predicted model, not a curated record. NCBI's taxonomy places the organism in Eukaryota, Metazoa, Chordata, Actinopteri, Gonorynchiformes, Chanidae. Bases 1 to 651 code for a protein of 216 amino acids. The transcript has a single exon.
AUGGUACUACAGGUUCAUCUGGGCUGUGUCAUACUGUCAUGUCUAGUGUGGCUGACUUUGCCUGCCUUCCCAUGGUCAGAGUUCAAAUUGGCUUAUGUGACUGACCACAGCUUGAUCAAGUGCACCUGUGUCAAGGAUCUGGCAGCAUGUGUUAUUGAUUCAAGUGAGUGCAACUGCAAAAACCAGUCGUUCUCUGCUCUCUGGCUUGCCAGCAGUUCCAGCUUGGUGCAUGUGAAGCGCCUAACAGUCUGGUACACAUCACCACUCAAUGUUGCACUUUUGCUGAACCACUCAGAAAUACGACAUCUGUCCCUGGUCAGGUGUAACUCUUCAGAGGGCAAACCCACCUCCACCUCUUUUACAGACUAUUUUGCAGUGCAACAACUGGAAAGGCUUACUGUCUCUUUCCCCCUCUGGAGGUCAGGACAGACCCAGGACAUUGUCUUGGGUAGAGACAUGGGUGCACUUUACCAUGAGGAAGCCAGGCUUGCUAUCAUCCAAACCUCUGUUCUACUGGGGGAGACCAACUUGAAAGCCUACACUGUUCAUACCAUUGUGGACAGUAGUGGUUUGCCUGCAUUUCCAAACCUCUUCACUUUUCAAGAUGGACUUCCAGAGACAUCCAGCAUAUUUGUAACAUUCCUGUACUGA